GGCCUCCGGGAUGACGCGCGGGCGCCCGGGCGCGGCGCCACCGGGACCCCAGUGGCUCUGGGAGCCGGCGCGGCGGCGGGCGCCCGGGCGGGUUCUGCGCUGAGCCGCCACCUCGGCCGGCUGGUCCCUGCGGCGGCGGCCCGGGCAGCCCGGGCGCACGGCCCUUCGCCAUGUACACCUUCGUGGUGCGCGACGAGAACAGCAGCGUCUACGCCGAGGUCUCGCGGCUGCUGCUCGCCACCGGCCACUGGAAGAGGCUGAGGCGCGACAACCCCAGGUUCAACCUGAUGCUGGGCGAGAGGAACCGGCUGCCCUUCGGGAGACUGGGUCACGAGCCUGGGCUGAUGCAGUUGGUGAAUUACUACAGAGGGGCUGACAAACUGUGUCGCAAAGCUUCUUUAGUGAAGCUAAUCAAGACAAGCCCAGACCUGGCUGAAUCCUGCACAUGGUUUCCAGAGUCCUAUGUGAUUUAUCCAACUAAUCUCAAGACCCCAGUUGCUCCAGCACAGAAUGGAAUUCACCCACCAGUCCAUAAUUCAAGGACAGAUGAAAGGGAGUUCUUCCUGGCUUCUUAUAACAGAAAGAAAGAAGAUGGAGAGGGCAAUGUUUGGAUUGCAAAGUCAUCAGCUGGUGCCAAAGGUGAAGGCAUCCUCAUCUCCUCGGAGGCUACAGAGCUUCUGGAUUUCAUUGACAACCAGGGUCAGGUACACGUGAUCCAGAAAUACCUUGAGCACCCUCUACUUCUGGAGCCAGGUCACCGCAAGUUUGACAUUCGAAGCUGGGUCUUGGUGGAUCAUCAGUAUAAUAUCUACCUCUAUAAAGAGGGUGUGCUUCGGACUGCUUCAGAACCAUAUCAUGUUGAUAAUUUCCAAGACAAAACCUGCCAUUUGACCAAUCACUGCAUUCAAAAGGAGUACUCAAAGAAUUAUGGAAAGUAUGAAGAAGGGAACGAAAUGUUCUUUGAGGAGUUCAAUCAGUACCUAAUAAGUGCUUUGAACAUUACCCUGGAAAGUAGUAUCUUACUACAAAUUAAACAUAUAAUAAGAAGCUGCCUCAUGAGCGUGGAGCCCGCCAUCAGCACCAGGCACCUCCCUUACCAGAGCUUCCAGCUCUUUGGCUUCGACUUCAUGGUGGACGAGGAGCUGAAGGUCUGGCUCAUUGAGGUCAACGGCGCCCCAGCUUGUGCUCAGUCUCAGCUUAUUUGUCACCCUGGAGAGUCUCUCCUAGAGUUUGCUCAGCCACGCUGAAGGUGCUUUCCCUCCAAGUAUCCCCACCACAGACAGGCACGAUGGCUCUCACACUCGAUUGAAGUUGCCCGUCUUCCCUGCCAGUGAGAGCAGGAGUCAUUUGUCUGUUCACCUGAGACCUUCCAGAAAUAUUUGUUGAGGGGAUGCUUGAUCUUCGUGCAGCAUUUGUAUGUACCAUGGAAACCAAUACUAUGAAUUUGGUCGUGAGGUGGAACAUCUAGGGCAGGUCCUGGUGAAAAAAACUUUGACUUUUCACGUGCACGUUGAGGAACAUCUUCAGUGAUACUCUUUAAAACACGUUGCAGGAAGCUUUAUGCAGAACUGUGCCAGGGCAUCGUGGACAUAGCCAUAUCCAGUGUCUUCCCGCCCCCGGACGCGGAGCCACAGCACGUGCAGCUGGCUGCCUUCAUCAAGCUGUGACCGAGGGAGGUGCUCAGAGCUGCCUCAGAAGAAGCACGAGCUCCUGCUCCAGGGGAAGGUGAAAUGUCAGGAUUGCUCAUUACCAAGCCGGGACUGGAGAAAGAGAGGCAAACCGCAAAGCCGUGAUCCAAGGGAGAACACAAGAAGAAAAGGCCACUUCCCCAAAGAGUGGUGGCUCAGGGGUUCCCAGGGGGCACUCUCAGCACUGCUAUGGAGAUGUGAAAACUGAAGCAAAUUUCUCUGAGGAGAGAGCAAAAUAUUCUUCUAAGGGGAAAAGACAGGGAUUUGAUUAUUUUACAUUCUCACCCUUUAAAAAAUCCAAUUUUUAUCCUAAGGCAGCAUUGUGAGCAGCGCCUCUCCUCCCUGAGGGUUGAGACUGUUGGACCUUUGGUUGGUGUCUUUCCACCUGCUGCAGCCCUAGUGCCUUAGCUCUAUGCCCAGCUGCAACCCUCCGUCCGGGGCAGGGAUUGGGGGGUUGCCGAGGAGUUCCCUGCCCGUCCCUCUCCACAACACCCUGCCCUCGAAGGUCUGGACAAGCAUGCACAAACAGUCCUUGGUUUUGUGCUGGGCGCCACCUCACAGCAAAGGGGGCUUGCCUCCUCAUGUUCCUGAUGGCCUUUGGUCAAUCACCUGUCAGGAUUGGUGUGGGCUGGGCACCAAAACAGCAAAUGCUGCUCUCGAUCUGCUCUGUGCAUGUUUUAGAAACCAAGCAGCAAGUUUGCCACAAACCCAUAAGCAUCAAAUAAGCAUGAGAGAGAAAAAAAAAAAAAACAAAAAGCACGAUGUCUUGCUUUACUUAAUAGUUGGGUGUGGUGGGUCUUUGAAAUACGAUGAUUCUCAGUUAUCUUUGUUUUAACCAGAAUUCUACAUGCACUUUUGCGAAGUUCCCUUUUGUUCGUUUUUUUGUUGUUUUAACUUUUGGAAAACCCCCUCUAGGGGGCAGGAGAAGUAGAAUUACACACACACACACACACGCACGCACACACACCAGGUGGCACUGCCCCAGACACAGGUUGCUCUCCCCCAUUUUCUUGUCCUCGAAGCACCUUCUGCAGGAGCUGGAAGGGCAGGUUUUGUCCCAGGGAGGAUUAUCUGCCUGUUUGUGCCUCUUCACAUCAGGGCGAGGGUCUAAAUGAGUGUAUGUCUGGCCUGAAUGGGGGAGUCUCCUAAAAUGGGAAAGACGUGGUUUCAGAGCUCCACACAGCAUCUUAUAAGUCAACAAAUGUGUCCUGUUAGGUGUAGUUUCCACUUACUGGAUCAAAUGUUCUGUAGAUUUUUUAGGAGGCUACAUCACUAGCAGUGGGAAGAACAAGAUGCUACUUGUGUUCAUUGUGAGCUGAAUGAACAGGUCCUUCCUAGAAUGUACUGGGAACCACAGGAGUCCUCCUGUCCAGUAGAGUGCUGUGUUCUUCCUUUGUGUAUAUGUGUGCUCCAUUAUUCUUUCUAUGUGGCACCAGACAACAGUUCCGCAGUCAGGGAGACUUUUCUAAAAGGAGAAAAGAGCAAUACCUCCUGAAACAUGAGAUGUGGGAGCUUACAGUGAAGAAAGGAAUAAGGAGUAUUUCAAAAAUGCAGCAGUGGGUGUAGGAUGUGGUGGCAUUAUGUCGGGGUGAAGGAGAAAGGCCCAACUGGUUUGGCUCUUAUGUGAAUUUGGAAUUACAAAAUAUUCUGGUUACCCAGAAUACAGAUAAUAAACUUUGCAUCCAGAGCAAAAUAAAACAGCAGUGAAAGUCACUCGUGGAAGCCCAGCACUGUUGGGUUAGUGUUUAGGGACUUUGAUCAUAACAAGGUGCACACCCUUCUAGAAAGUGUAAGAUACUGAGUCCUUGAGAAGUCUCUGUGGACUGGUGACGGGGAAAGCAUGGAGGUUUUUGUCGUACUAUCGCAUGUGAACAUAGAUUUGUAAUGAUCUUUUGGACCUGAAUUAAAGGGACAUUUGAGAGUUUUCCAGUUCUUACAGUGACAGAGCUAAGAAUGUAGAUGUUGCAAGUCCAUGGAUCUUGAUGGAUUUUCUAAGAAACAUAAAUCACUGGCAUAUAUGUGAGGGAAGUAAGGGUUUAAAAGAAAGUUAUGCUUCAUUCCUCACAUGGUUUCAAAUAUGUAUCUGUUUUAUGCAUUUGUUUUUGAUCGGGUGGGAUGGUUGGCUCAGAACUGUUCCAUACCCUUCCAUGAUACCCUUGGCACAGAUGGUCAUGCCUCGCUCCUCAGUCUUUAUACGUGCAGUAUGUGUCCGUGUCGCCAGUUGCUGGGGGAGGAGGUGUUCUUUAUUUAGAGAUGUUAAUUCCAAUCUUGCCGCUGUCAUUUGGCCUCACAGUGUAAUAUGAUCCCGUUAACCUCUCUGUGCCUUGGUUUCUUAUCUCAUGGAGGAGAUUGUUGCCUGACCCGGGGACUACCUCAAGGACUUUUAGUGAGGACAGGUGAGAUUAGGAAGACUCAAGAACCUGUGGUACCAAGGUUCUCUGUGCUGACUAUAUGCUGGAAUCACUUGAGAAGCUUUUUAAAAAUGUUGGUUUCUAUACCCUCUCUUUUUCUCCCACCUCUGACGAAUGAAAUCAGAAACCUGAGGCAUCAGUCUGCUUUGAGAUGCGUUGAACCACUGCUUGAGAAGGAAGGACAAACACAUUGUUACCUUAGAAUAAUCAAAUAAGACCUAGGACUUUUUUUAAAAGUUCCUUUUGGAAGGACAGCCAUUUCUUUAAGAAUGACUGUUGUUGGUCAACAUGUUGACCUACGUAUUCAUGAUACAAGCAACUGCUGUCUAAGCAUGUUCUCUUUUUGCUUCUUGUCCCAGAUUUGUAAACUCAAAACGUGCUCUCAUUUCCUUAAAUAGUUUGUGAAGUCUUGACAACAAAUGUAAACAGACAGGAAUUUAUAAAUCUGCUAAAUAUGUGUUAAGGGUAUUCAUUACUGAGAGAAAAGCCCCUUCCCUCACUCUGAACUCCUGUGGAAAUUAUAAACUCGAUUUUACCCAGAACAUUGAAGUGCCUCAGUGUCUGUAUGAUUCAGUGCAGCGGGUACUGGCAUGCUUACCGGCUGACUUGCUGUUUCACUAGCGCCUCAGGAUGAUUAUUCCAGACUAGGAAUAUCUGGUAGUGUUGGAAAUGUAUGGGAUCCACAGAAUCCGCAAGCAGCAGCAAAGCUACAGAGUGUGUUUUCAUUGACAGCCAAGCUUGUGUCAGGCAGGUGUGGAUCCAGCCCUGGUGUGGGUGUGGGUGUGUGGGGGUACUCUGCUGGAGAAGACAAGGGGCCAGAGUAGGUCCCCUGCAGCAUGUGGGUGCUGUGGAGAAAAUUCAGUGAUACACUUGUCUCUGAUUCUAGACACAGAAUCUGUACCUAAGAGGAAAUGAAUUCUGAAAUAAGGCGAUUUUAUGAAUGUUUAAAAUGCCCAGAGCAUUAAAGUAAUAUUUCAAGCGUUUUUGUGCCCUUUGGUUCUAUCAUCUUAUCAUGGUGGUUGACUGUCCUAGGAUAUCACUGGUUAUUUGAGUCCAUGAUUCUGUUACUCAGGUAGGCAGACUUUUUCCGGAAAGGGUCAGAUUAGUAAAUAUUCUAGGCUUUGCAAACCAAACAGGUUCUUUGUUACAUAUUCUUCUUUUUAACCACCUCUUAAAAACAAACAGACUUAGUUCAUAGGCCAUACAAACGCAAGCCAGAUGUGGCCAUUGUUUGCUGACAUAGCAUGUUAUUCAGUACAUAAGCCAAUAGAUUGUCUUUUGAAACUGUAAUGAGCUCCUCUAAGGUGAAGCAUUGAAAUAAUUUCUGCUGCCAAAAUCCAGUCCAUCUCUUACAUGUCUUGUGUAUUGUCUGAAUCAUGAUACAGAUGGUCCGGUGAGACCCAUGGUUUUGAGAAAGGAUUAUGUGUGCCUCAAACAUAGGGAGUAGGUAGAGGGGCUUCUAAUAUGAUUCUGCAUUCAGCCAGAGGCCAUGAAGUCCUAAGAGUUCACUAAGGCCACGUAUAUAAAUACCUGUAAGUCUCACACACCUCAGCCAUUUAGUGUCAUUUAUGUAAAUUGUAGUUAACUUGUAACUUCCUGUGUAGAGAGACUGAAUGCUUCGGACUUCUUUCCCAUGUAUGGCUGCUUUCACUCCAUAAACAUACUUCUGGCACAGAGAUAAGGCCUUCCACAAAUGGAAACCCUGGCUUAAGCACUCCAGACAGGUUUCUGAUAUGAUAUGACACACACCUACCAGACUCAGUGUAGCUUGCAUGGGCAGGGUGCAGGGACAGGCAGACAUGGACCCAAGCAGGAAACUACUUAGGAUCCUGAGAGUGGACAGGUUCAAAGCCUUCAGAGGACUUCUCUUCGUGGCUGGUCCUGCUUGCUGUCAGUAGCUGCCCCUUCUCCUUAAAGAACCUGAAGUUAUCCCAUAGCCCCAGAGGUUCAGUGAUAUUUUAAAGAUGUCUCCCACAAAACAUCCCUAAGGUCAAAGGAAAAUGAGCCCCUGUCCCAGGGGCUGCAAGCAAAAUUCCUUUUCAAAAUUCACAUGAGAGGACAUCAGUAAGAACAGCAGGGUAAAACCUCUGAAAAUCCUAUCUCCAUG
This is a messenger RNA of Zalophus californianus (California sea lion), 6206 nucleotides long. RefSeq names its product tubulin tyrosine ligase (gene TTL). NCBI's taxonomy places the organism in Eukaryota, Metazoa, Chordata, Mammalia, Carnivora, Otariidae. Gene Ontology annotation, biological process: protein modification process. The transcript is spliced from 7 exons. The record is from RefSeq and is a predicted model, not a curated record. The coding region runs from base 171 to 1247 and encodes 358 amino acids.